UUGCGUGUGUCAGCUGGAAUCUUUCGGCUGAUUCUGCCAAACCAGCCCAGUUUUUUCUUGCGAAAUUGAAAAUUACUGGACCCUUUUUCUCUUCUUUGCGGAUGAGAUAAUUAAUCCAUUCAAAGUUAAAAAGCAAAAACCUGCAAUUUGUGAACGUUGUAGGCUGCGUUUCUGACAGAAUUUUUCUAAUUGUGUUUAACGUUUGGUGAAAAUGGGAAAGAAAAGGGGGAAGGACAAGAGCUCCAGAGAAGAAGAUGAAAUUGACCUGGCAGGUCCAUCCUGCAGGCAUAUAAAAAAGGGAACAGACCAAACUCUUUUAAAAAAACUCUCUGGGAAUUCCAAUUGGACAAGUUGUCAGCAUUGUAAGCAUGAAGAAAAUAAAGAAAAUAUCAGCACCACAGUGCCACAAAACUCAGAAGAGGAACAGGAAACAAUACCCAUAUGGAUGUGCUUGAAAUGUGGCCAUAUUGGAUGUGGACAAAACUCAAAGAACCAGCAUGCCCUUAAACAUUAUGAGACUCCUCGGUCAGAUCCACAUUGCCUGGUAAUCAGUUUGGACAACUGGAGUGUCUGGUGUUACAUUUGUGAUGAUGAAGUCCAUUACUCUGGAACCGGACAUUUGGCUCAGCUGGUGACCAACAUACAAAAGCAAACUUCUGUUGAUCCCAUCAAGAGACCACAGAGCAGAGUAAAGGAAGGAGACCACCUGUUGGCCGUUGAUCAGAAGACAGUGACUGUAAAUGCAGAGAAGAGUGAGGACAUUGAAAACAAGGGCCAUCAAAAGAAAAACAAGAAAGAGAGUGUUGGGAUAUCAAACAAGUCUGGCUCACCUGAAGACAAUGGAGGUGUUUCUGUAAAGGGGCUGAGCAACCUGGGAAACACAUGUUUCUUUAAUGCAGUCAUUCAGAAUCUUUCUCAAACACACAUCUUAAGACACACUCUCAACAAAGUGACAGAAGAGAAUAUUAGUCUUAACAUCAAGCCCGUUUCUUCCUCUGAUCUGGCGCCUAUUUUAACGCAGUUAGGCCAGCCUGGAUCCCUGACCUUGGCGAUGUGUCACCUACUCAAUGAGAUUCAGGAAUCAAAGAAGGGUGUGGUAACGCCGAGGGAGUUGUUUACACAAGUUUGUAAAAAGGCUGCCAGGUUCAAAGGAUUUCAGCAGCAAGAUAGCCAGGAGCUGCUGCGCUACCUUCUGGAUGGGAUGCGAGCGGAGGAGAGCAGAAGAGUAAGCUCAGGGAUCAGUGAAGCAUUGAAAGAAUCUAGAAAUGGCGCAGAUGGAGAGCAGCUGAAAACACUAAUGAAAGAAUACGAAAAAAAUGGAUGUCCCAAAAACUUUGUCGACCAAGUUUUUGGUGGGGAAAUGACCAGCACUGUAAUGUGUCAGCAGUGUAAAACGGUGUCUGUAGUCACAGAGAUGUUUUUGGACCUUUCCCUUCCUGUUUCUGAUGAGGCAUACAGAAAGAAGAACCAGAAAAAAGCAGUUCAGAGCACCAGUGAGUCGAGCCAGGAUGAGAGAAACAGCCCUGCUUUGACAAACGGGAAUAGUGACCUUCCCUCCGGGUCCGGCAGCAAGUACCAGCAGAAGAAGGCAAAGAAACAGGCAAAGAAGCAGGCAAAGCAUCAAAAGAGGCAGCAAAAAAUGGAGGACAAAGUCACUUUGGACAAUCUCUCCUCUCCGAGCCAGACAGAGAGUGAACAGACCGAUGCUACUGCAGAUGCAAAGGACGGGGAAAAUGCUGACAAUGCAACCGAUGAAGAAGCCUCACUCAGUGAGGGCAGUCCUGCACAAAUCAGUGGGCCUGAACAGGACCUGCAGAACCUGAAUCCGGUCCAGGAUACGGACAAAGAGGAAGACGUGGAUUCAGUUAUCGAUUGCGACUCAUCGGUCAGCAACCGUUUUACUGUCCUUUCAGAUGAGCAGCCUUCAAAGGACACCGUUUCAGACGAUGACAAAAUAUCUGAAAUGGAUCUGGAAAGGGAAGAAGAUGACACACAGCUGGUGAGUGAUAUGGAGAACGUAGCCCUGGAUGACACCCACUUGGAAGAAUCGAAUGCUGUGGAUACAGCAAUGGAGAGUGAAGAUGAGUCACUGGGGGCAAAGGAGUACACUGUAGUGACUCAGGACCCUGAGCUGGCUUUCUGCACAUUGGCUACCAGAACAGCCCCGGAGAAACAGGAGUGUUCAGUCCAGUCAUGCCUUUUUCACUUCACUGAAGUGGAAACCCUCACGCAGAACAACAGCCUGCUGUGUGUCACUUGCACAAACAAAGACAAAGUUGGAGGAUCCAAGAAGAAUGUCUACACUGAUGCCUUGAAGCAAAUGCUGAUCUCUUCGCCCCCACCAGUGCUUACCCUUCAUUUGAAAAGGUUUCAACAGAAUGGAUACAGUAUUUGCAAGGUGAACAGACAUGUCAGUUUCCCCCUGAUACUGGAUCUAGCUCCCUUCUGUGUGGUUAAAUGUGAGAACUUGACCGAGGGAGAUACUCAGGUUUUGUACAGUUUGUAUGGCAUCGUAGAGCACAGCGGAACAAUGAGGUCAGGUCAUUACACAGCAUAUGUGAAAGCACGAUCUGAGUGCCAUAAACCCUCAUCUAACGGAUUCAUAGCUGAAGGACCUGAAGCGCCACCCAGAGGAUACUGGUUCCAUAUCAGUGACACAAGUGUUCAACCUGUGAGUGAGAGUAAAGUCCAGGGUUGCCAAGCCUACCUCCUCUUCUAUGAAAGAAUCCUCUGAUGGACUCUGCCUCAUGAC
Pungitius pungitius (ninespine stickleback) is the source of this 2752-nucleotide messenger RNA. It is a transcript of the gene usp16, whose product is annotated as ubiquitin specific peptidase 16. NCBI's taxonomy places the organism in Eukaryota, Metazoa, Chordata, Actinopteri, Perciformes, Gasterosteidae. Bases 212 to 2734 code for a protein of 840 amino acids. Gene Ontology annotation, biological process: regulation of cell cycle; regulation of gene expression. The record is from RefSeq and is a predicted model, not a curated record. Gene Ontology annotation, molecular function: zinc ion binding; cysteine-type deubiquitinase activity. The transcript is spliced from 18 exons.